AAAUACUGUAUAUCUUUGAUUCACACUAGUAUUAUAUCUUUUUAAGUAUUUUAACAGAAAACACGCGCAAAUUAUAUUCAUUCACAGGCAAUUCACUACUGAUUAUACCCAUAACUAGCAAUUUCGAGUUUUAAAAUCCGGUUAAUCCAAUUAGAUAUUUUAGCUGUUUGUUCCCAAAGAAACUGAAAUGGUAAUGACUAAAAGUGCACACAUUAUCUGGGUUAUUUGAUUCUAGUGUGAUUUCCGCCUUUAAAUAAUUUGGCACUUUAUCAUUAACGUUUAAUGCACGGGACAAUGUUGCAGUCACACCUAUGUCCGGCAGGUGGCAGGAGUGCACAACCCAGAUUUAAAUGACUACAGGAUUAGUUAUUACAUUAACUUUUCAAGUAGUAGGCUACUUUACAUUUUAAUUAGCGCAAAUAUUAUUUAUGUAAUAACAACAACGGCUUUAUUGCUUGUCUUAUACAAUUACUGAAUUUGUGUUUUGCAUUCGGUCAUUUUCAUUAAUCUUUUUGUUUAAACAUGAACACAAAGAAUGGAAAUAAAUUGCAUUUUAGAACCGUUAUGUUAUUCACAACAGGUUCAACCAAUUUGAAAAAGUAUCCUCUUUAGAGAUCCCCGUUUCAGAUAACUCACAGCUAAUGCAUAGCAGGAGAAACGCGCGUCCUUGCUCCGGGACCCCUUUCAAACUGCUUGCUGGUUAUUGGUCAGCGGCAGUGAGGCUCUUUCUUGACACACUGGAGGUUUGCGAUGAUGUCAUGCCGCCGGGGGGGGGGACUCGGCGAGGUCGGACUCGAAGAGCAUAUCCAGCUGGGGCUGUGCUGCGAUAUGACCGACAAAGUGUCUUAUCUGCGGUUGCACUUAAAAGGACGCAUCGCAAACCGGGCUCUUGCACUCAGCUGUCCAGAUGAAACCCCCGCUGAAGAUCGAGUCCGGGAGCCUGAUGGAUCAGGGAGACCUGGAAUAGUCCGACCGCUCCUCGACAAGGUCCCGCAGCACGAUGCCUCCGCAGGGCGUCGGGGGGUAUAAGCCGGUGGCGACGUCCGACGUCCCCCCGGUCCCCCCCCGGCGGCUCCGUAACGGGGACGAGCGCAGAAUAAAGUGCGUCCUGGUGGGAGACGGAGCUGUGGGCAAGACCAGCCUGAUAGUCAGCUAUACCACCAACGGGUACCCGACGGAGUACGUGCCGACCGCCUUCGAUAACUUCGCAGCGGUGGUGGCGGUGGACGGAAAGCCUGUGAGGCUGCAGCUAUGCGACACCGCUGGCCAGGACGAGUUUGACAAGCUCCGCCCCCUGUGCUACACCAACGCCGACGUCUUCCUGCUGUGCUUCAGCGUGGUGAACCCCGCCUCCUUCCAGAACGUGACGGAGAAGUGGGUGCCUGAGGUGCGGCGGCAUUGCCCACGCACGCCGCUACUGCUGGUCGGCACACAGGCGGACCUGCGGCAGGACGUCAAGGUGCUGAUCGAGCUGGCCCGGUCCAGGGAGCAGCCCGUGGACCCACGUGAGGCCCGCGUCUGCGCCCAGGACGCCAGGGCCGUGGCCUAUAUGGAGUGCUCGGCGCUGACCCAAAAGAACCUCAAAGAGGUGUUCGACACAGCCAUCAUGGUCGGAAUCCAGCAUGCCGACAGCCAACUUCAGCAGCGGCUGAGGAAGAGGACUCCAGAUAAGAUGAAGAUGCUCUCAAAGUCCUGGUGGAAAAAGUACUGCUGUUUGGCAUAGACUCUGGGGGGCAGGCGGCAGGGGAAUAUAAGGGGGAGGGCUUGGGCACGCUUUCUGUGCAGACCUGUAGGGGGCAGUAGCACAGAGACCAAACAAACUGCUCUUCGGUAAUGUGGGAUUGGGGGGUGGGACUGCUAACAAUCUAUCGCACCCCAGCCGACACUAACACAACAGUUUGUCACCUUACCUGCUACAUCAUAGCUGUGACAUCGAGGCCUGGCAUUCGCUUUGCUUAAGACCUGAGUGCUGUGUUGUGGACACACUUUUUUAGGCAUCGCUCAUCUGCUUUGAGUAAAGUCAUGCACGGUGGUGGGAGGUUCUAUCUAGUAUAAAGUGACUUUUUUGUGGCGUUUAUAGGCAAAGCUGAUAACUUGCCAUGGAUCCCGGCCUACUGCACAUACAUGUCAUUUCACGUUUGGCUUCCAGGGGCUCUUUCUGCCCCCCCCCCAGCCACCCCAUGAGCGUUCUCCUGUUGGUGAUGUGGAAUCUCAUGUUUUCCGCUGAGAUGGGAUUUGUGGCGCUUGGUGCAUUUCGGAUCUUCUGGAAUCACACAUCUGUUGGCCCAGAGCUCAAGCUCAAAGAAGGUGCCUGAGUGAAUUUCGAUUCAAUUCUUUUUUUUUUGUAAGCAUUAGAUCCUCCUCUGCAGGGAGGCAACCCACAAGGACGUCAUGAUUAGCCAGGACUGGACCUCAGGAUCAGCAGGUUACUCAGACCUCACACCCAUUUUGCAUUUCUGUUGUUGAUCUUGUUUUAUUCUGCACCUUCAAGGUACAAAUUCAAAAUUUUUGGCGUAAAACAGUAGAACAAAUCUCUGCAUGUUGCUUUUCAUGUUUCACUCCCCAAACCAUAAAACGUAGAAUCUAUCAGUUGCUUUUUACCUUUUAAAAGCACUCUGUGUUUUGUCAUAUUUAAAAUUUAUUCUGGUCGUUGCAUAAAGAAAACAAAUAAUCGCUUCAACAUUUCAUAAAAUUAGUAUGAACUUGUAUGCAGUGUUGAUUUUUGCUGGUUUGUAAUCAUUCCGGCAUUUAAAUGCUGAUCCUAGUGUGAUUUUCUUAAGCUUUCACACUAUGAAUUAGCAGCUCUGUUUUAGCUGAUGAAAAGGCCUUGAAUUUAAACGCCAGUUCUACCCAUUACUUUGCCAAUAACCAUUAAUGUCCAGAGGGGUUUUUUAAGGCUGGGUAGUUUUUAUAACCUGUGAUUGGCUGAAUGUUGGCGUAAUUGUCACUUGCCUAUUCACCCUGGGGCCUCGUUUUGUGGUCUACUUGUGGUCCUUGUAAUAGGUGGUAACCUGAACUGUGAUUGGGGGGACAGUCUGUGAAAGUUGUGAAACCGGUGACUGCAAAUCUAUCCAGAGGUGUUUCGAUGACCACAGAGAACUGCCUAUACGACUGUUCUUUUCAUUUCUCUUUUGACCUUGGCAUGUCACAGGCUCUUGAGUUCUCUCCAAGUUUGGGAAGAUGCACAUUCCGGAAUUUGAGCCAGGAUUCCGGAUUGAGUUCUAUCUUUCUUUGUAUCCGUGUGCUGUAAAUCAUAUACUCCGCCCCAUCAAAUGGGACACUUUAUUUGUAAAGAUACUGUAAACAUGGGCUUUGCCGCUGUGACCUCUGACCCUUUCUGUAGCCUGUCAGUCACAUGGGUGUGGGGUCAAAAUUGCGGAGUGCUGUUGUGUCCGGUGCUGUCCUCUGAAUCUCUCUUCACACCCGGGCCGUUUAGAAGCUUUACUCGUCAGAUAAAACACCAUUCAUCAUGUCCUGCUGUCCCUUCAGCUCUGGAUCUCCAUGCAGGAUGCGCUCAACUGACACCGAUGGGUCUUUGAAAGUGACGUAAAGCUUGCAGGUGGUAAGUUUCUUUUCAGAUGGGGGGGGGGGGUGGAGGGAGAGACUGGCCUUAGACUGGUGUGUGAUUCAGGGGGAUAUCUGAACUGGCUCUUUUCGAUAGUGGGUGGAAUCGGGGCGUCUUCCCAAAGCGAGUAUUACCUACACACUGGGACUGUGUUAAGUACCAACAUCCCUGCACUGUACUGUAUCACAGAGUGAGCUCACCGCUCUGGUCUGUAUCUAUCUCUAUGAGCUUCCUUUCUAUGUCAAACCAGAACAAAGGGCUGUAUUUUGUUACCUAUUUCAGAAUAAACAAUUUUUUGUUAUA
Messenger RNA from Paramormyrops kingsleyae, 3868 nucleotides. RefSeq names its product ras homolog family member Ua (gene rhoua). NCBI's taxonomy places the organism in Eukaryota, Metazoa, Chordata, Actinopteri, Osteoglossiformes, Mormyridae. Gene Ontology annotation, molecular function: GTPase activity; GTP binding. The record is from RefSeq and is a predicted model, not a curated record. Gene Ontology annotation, biological process: small GTPase-mediated signal transduction.